Electrophorus electricus (electric eel) is the source of this 2576-nucleotide messenger RNA. It is a transcript of the gene prmt6, whose product is annotated as protein arginine methyltransferase 6. Gene Ontology annotation, molecular function: histone methyltransferase activity; protein-arginine N-methyltransferase activity. The record is from RefSeq and is a predicted model, not a curated record. Gene Ontology annotation, biological process: peptidyl-arginine methylation, to asymmetrical-dimethyl arginine; chromatin remodeling. NCBI's taxonomy places the organism in Eukaryota, Metazoa, Chordata, Actinopteri, Gymnotiformes, Gymnotidae.
UCGUUUCAAGCGUGAAGAGAGUGAGCUUUGGAUGAAAAUGUCACAUUACAGCGCAAAAAAAAGAAAAUUAGACAAACAUGCACAGGAUAACCUGUACUUUGACAGCUAUGCUGAUGUUAAUAUUCACGAAGAGAUGAUUGCGGACACUAUUCGGACUAAUACUUACAGACUAGGCAUUCUGAGAAACAGGAAAGCGAUGGAAGGUAAAGUUGUGCUGGAUGUCGGCGCAGGCACUGGCGUUCUGAGUAUAUUUUGUGCCCAAGCUGGGGCCCGGAAGGUAUACGCUGUGGAAGCAAGCUCGAUUGUCGAGCAGGCUGUGCGCAUUGUAAAACUGAACAGCAUGGAAGACAGAGUUGAAGUCAUUAAAGGCACACUAGAGACCGUUGAUCUUCCUGAGCAGGUGGACGUGAUAGUCAGCGAGUGGAUGGGGUACGCGCUGCUUCACGAGUCCAUGCUGAAUUCGGUGAUCUUCGCCCGCGAUAAAUGGCUUAAACCCGGUGGCCUAAUUUUACCCGACAAAGCCGAGCUGUUUAUCGCGCCCAUUAAUGACCUGGUAGUCGAGGACCGUUUGAAUUUUUGGAGCACCGUCAAAAGUCAGUAUGGCGUAGACAUGUCCUCUAUGACUGAUUUCGCAAAGAAAUGCAUUAUGAACAGAGACAUCACUGUGAACCUGGUGACGGUCGAGGACGUGCUGUCCCACCCGUCUAAGUUUGCCGACCUGGACCUUUACACAGUGACGAUGGAGAAUCUCAGGUCUGUGCGUGGAGGUUUCCGAUGCGAGUGUUUCGGCUCCUCCUCCAUCAACGCCUUCUGCGUGUGGUUCGCUGUGACUUUUGCUGGUGAGGACAAGCCUCUAGUCCUCUCCACGUCCCCGUUCAGCCCGGAGACGCACUGGAAGCAGGCUGUACUGUACCUAGAUGAAGCAGUGGACGUUAUGCAAGAUACCAAGGUAGAAGGGAGAAUUAAUAUGUACCCUUCCGAAGAGAGCGCCAGACAUAUAUGUAUUCACGUGGACUACACGGUCGGUGAACAUAAAACAAAGUCAAAGACGUUCUCCAUUCCCGAUGGAUAUUCUGAUUGUCUGUAGAGACGUACAUCCUUUAGGAGGCUUCUAUACUUUGAUUUGAUACAUCUAUUAUUCACCUCACUGUUAUUUCCCCCCUGGCAUUGGAGAAAAAGUAAACAUACUGAAUACCAAAAACUCUGUAUUAAUGAGUGAACAUGGAAUACAGAUCUGCAACCAAAUGAAUCUUGUGUAUCCACAUAUUACAAAUUACACCAAAAUUAAAUUAGAACUUGAAGUAGCCAUUUGUCUUCUACACAGAACAUUUCACAAAAAAGGAGGAAGUUCUAAACAAUUCUUAACAGAAGGCAGACUCAUUGAAACUUCUUUAUUUCAUUAUUUAUCAUUCUGUAAUUGCUGUUACAAACCAGUUUAUUGUAUGUGUGUAAUAUCUUAUAGGUUAGAUUAUUUUCUUUGGUUGUGUGUAUGUGUGUGUAUGUGUGUAAUAUAAUCUAAAACAUGUGCAUGUGAUUCCCCUCCUUUGCAGAAUAAAAGUGUUUUAGGGCACAGGUUCCCAGCCAUCGUCAUGGAUAUAUGAUGAUCUAUUGAGUUUAGCUCUAGCCCAGUUCAGGUGCACUUGAUGCAGAUAAUUAUUUCUAUCAUUUCAACCUGAUUCAAUUUAGGAAGUCAUGCAGCUAUUAAAAUUGCAUAGAUUAGUGGGUAAAAGCCAAAGCCAUUUGUAUCAAGAAAAAAGUUAAAUAGAUAGAACAUGAUAAUUGGCUAAACAAAAUUCUAAAUUUUCUCUACAUCUAGUUAACAUUAGAGACAGAAGUGGAAAAUGUGAGUCCUUUAGGUCAGCCAUGUCUUUACAUUUUAUUUGGACAUACAUUUAUUUCAGCUGCUGCUGUUUGUACUCAGUGGCCUAUACAGCAGAUACUACUGGCUUGAUAGCUAAACUCAGGUUCAAACAGAAGCCAUACCCAGCUAGCAGUCUGCGUGUGUGCUAAUUCUAUCCGCUUAGCUGGCUCCAGUGUAUUGAGUUUAGUAAUGCAGGAUGAAAAGAAGAGGUGGAUUUGAUGCUUCUGCCAUAGAGGUUGACCUAGCCUUGAUUUCCAGCAUGGAGUAUCAUCUGGACAUGUUGUGCUGCCAAACUGAAAUAAGCCUUCCCAUUGAAAGUUAGGACACUUAUCUAUUUCAAACCCAAGUCAUUUCUUUUAUUGUGAAUCAAGCAAAAAGAUUUGAUGUUUGUAAACUGGUUAAUGUGAAUGUUACCAAUCAGAUGGCCCCCUUUAAUUCCAUUGUCAAAUCAUAUGAGUUGAAUCAAAAGUAAGCUUGUCACUGGGAUUAUAAUGAGAAUUGCAAUAGACUAAAGGGAGAAAAGUCGGUAAAAGAAAAUUCCACCAGAAGUGGGGUUAUUUUUCUCCUCCAUAUCUAAUAUCGUUCUUGACUUGGUUGUGGUAUUUAAAAUAUCUGAUAAUGUUCUUCUGACUUGGUUAUGGUACUUAAAAACCACAACACAUGGAAAUAUGUCUAGGUUCAGAUCUUUGAAAAGUAAAUUGUUUGGAAAAUGUCA